AAUGUAAAUAGUAUACAAACAAAAUGCCUUAACAUCAAAACAGAUGAUGACCUUAUUUCUCUGAGAAAUAUAAAAUUAAAAAAUCAAAAUCGAAUGAUCAAACCAAAUAAAUAAACGAAGAAAUUUUCAAAGCUACCAACAAAAACAAAUGUUACUUCAAAUAUCUGAGGAAGAUGUAUCCAUGUCCUUGUCUCUGAGUUAUCACUUGUCUUGAAUGUUAAAACGCUAGCCUUUUUUCGUUCCAAACGACAGAAGCCUUAACCUGACUUGUGCUAACGACGACCUUAUCCAACAAACCCAAACAGCAGUUUACAGAUUUCUGGGUAUCGAGCCAAAGAUCCUUUACAAUCCUUCACCUGGACACACUUUGUCCAGCAAAACAACAAUCGAUCAGCAGGAGAGAUGUCAUGCUUAAAGCAUCUCUGGGAAGAUGUUGUGACUCAAUUUUCGGUGCUGCUGCAAAUGCCUAAUUCUAUAUCUUUUGCAGAAAUUUUAAGUUACACAGCUUGCAGACAGUUAUCUCAGAUGUUCUUGGCAGUAGCCUUCUUUCAUAGUUCAGAAUACAUCCUAGCAGUUUCCAUUCAUGGGAGAUCAAAUGUUACUCUCAAGUCACUUCUAAUUAGCAAAAAUUAUCUUCUUGCAAUGAUCUUUUCUUUGCUGGAGUAUUUCCUUGAAAUUUUUCUAUUCCCUGGGCUGAAGGAACACUGGUGGAUAAGUGACACAGGUCUUGCAAUGGUGGUAAUAGGGGAGAUUAUAAGAAAAUUGGCAAUAAUAACUGCUGGUCGAGCCUUCACACAUCUUAUCAAGGUUUAUCACGAGGAGCAUCAUCAACUAAUUACUUAUGGAGUCUAUAGAUUUAUCCGUCAUCCAGGGUACUCUGGUUUCCUCAUUUGGUCAGUUGGCACUCAGAUAAUGCUCUGUAAUCCCGUAUCCACAAUUGCUUUUGCAAUUAUUGUUUGGAAAUUCUUUUCGGAAAGAAUACCUUACGAAGAGUAUUUCUUGAAGCAGUUUUUUGGGUCAGACUAUGAGGAGUAUGCAGGUCGGGUCCCUUCUGGGGUGCCAUUUGUAAAAUGAAGAUUUAUGAACUCUUAAAAUGGCUGGCUGGCUUUGUCUUUCCAUAAGCGUUUUGAGUAGGGAUUUGUUUCUAGUUUUGAGAUUGAAAAGAUUAGCCGCUAACUAGAUCGAGUGAGCUUUUCGCCUUUUCUUAAUAUUGCUGCCUCUGAAUUUACUUUUAGUUGUAGAUUUUUAACAUGCGUAGGAUCAUAAUCUUUAAUCCUGGAGGGAGAAGCAUAUAAGGGCUAGGUGGGAAUUGGCUCUUUAAAUGGAAUACUGGAUUUACUUGGGUGUCAUAUUCAGGCUUUUCAAGACUGAUUUUAAAUUCUGAACUUGCAUUUUCUGUGCUACUAACUUCAUCCAUGCGACUGUGAAAACUUUCAAAUAUAUGAAGUUGGACUUCUCAUUCUUGUUACCGGAGGAUGAAGUGUCGUUCUUAUGGUAAUACUGUUCAUGAUGCAAUGUGAUAUUAACAUUUUUCAUUCUGUUUGUAAUGCUGCAAUAAGCCUCUAAUUUCUGCCAAAUUAGAAUUUGCACAGAAUAAAAAAAGCUGUUGAUGGCCUUACUACUUAUCACAAGCUAAUCUAUGUGCACUGGAAUUUGGGAGUUACCAAUGUCAUCGCCAGGAGAGAGAGAUAAGGUCAAACUCAGAUAAAUUAGCACAAGUAGUUGCUGUUGCAACAAUGGAGAUGAGCUUGUGUUUUAAACAAAAUGAACUUCGUG
Molecule: messenger RNA, 1776 nt
Organism: Durio zibethinus
Lineage: Eukaryota; Viridiplantae; Streptophyta; Magnoliopsida; Malvales; Malvaceae
Product: protein-S-isoprenylcysteine O-methyltransferase B-like
Biological process (GO): C-terminal protein methylation
Cellular component (GO): membrane; endoplasmic reticulum
Molecular function (GO): protein C-terminal S-isoprenylcysteine carboxyl O-methyltransferase activity
Source: RefSeq, a predicted model, not a curated record